AUGACCAAUCAGAACAUGAGUAAACAAAUAGUCCAAUUUCCAAUCAUCUUCGCUUUCCCAUCAACUUGCACCAAAACUAUCAUGGAGAAAUCCCUGUGUCCUGAUCCCUCUUUAAAUCGAGACCUGAUGAAAGAAUUCGAACGGGCCCUCGAGAGAAAUCCGACAGUCAACUUGAAGGCUCUCAUCCCUGAUUCUUAUCUUCAACAGGUGGACGCACAAUCAGAAAGUCCAACACAUACAGCCAAGCUCAACAAAAGAACUGUCAAGGAGCUCCAGGACGCCCUGAGGGAUGACCCGGAGGUGGACUUGCUUUCAGUUUUCCCUCCCAACUAUUCUCGUCGUCGGCAUUUCGCAGCCCAAACCGACGAAGCAAAGACAGGGUCUGGUAAAGAUGAACGGCCGAUGCCUCCGGAUGUGAUGCCUCCGGAUUUUCGGAAACGUCUGGAUAGUGUGGACACAGCUGAAAUCAUCUUCCCGCUGUCGAAGGGUGUGACUACCGUACUGACAUCAUUCUCGAAUUCUCCGGAUGGAUAUAUGGACACAGAGCAGUCGUUUCUCUCAGAAAUACGACGUCUGCUUUGGGAGUCCAAAAAGAUAUGGGAAAAUCCGAUCCGGGGCAUCGUCGUGCAAUGCAGUGAUGACAUCGUUGCCAAAGUUAUCACGACGAAAGGCGACUACACAGAGUAUACAGCAAUGCAGUACCUCGCCGAACAGAUUCCUGAAAUCCCUGCUCCAAGGCCCUAUGGCUUGAUCAAGUUUGGGUCUUUUUGCAUUAUUUUCAUGUCCUAUAUUCCAUCCAUGACGUUGACUGAGGCAUGGCCGUGUCUGUCACACGAACAGAAAAUCUCGGUGCAGCAUCAGCUAGAUGGCAUCUUUAGGAAGUUGAGAUCUGUUCGUAAAGCAGAUGGUCACUAUCUUGGGCUAGGUGGCGGAGUAAAAGGAAACGAAGCCAAUACAACCGUCAGCACGGUUGUAUGUUCCACCCAUCACGGAAGCACCACAUACGCCGCCUUUCUUCGUUCUUUUCUCACAGAUCCCAAUCAAGGUUCAGUUUUAACCCAUGGGGACGUCCGACAAGACAAUAUCUUAGUGAAGUUGAAUCAAGACGCUUGGACGGUCACUGGGGUCAUUGACUGGGAGGACAGUGGAUUCUAUCCCGAUUACUACGAAUGUACUCAAUUGACGAGGACAUUGAGUGUAAUGGAGGAAGAUGACUGGUAUCUCUACUUGCCAGCGAGUAUCUCCCCAUCUCAAUUUCCGAUCCGUUGGCUUGUUGAUCGACUUUGGGAUGUCCAUACCAAAACGACCUGA
This is a messenger RNA of Penicillium salamii, 1311 nucleotides long. Lineage: Eukaryota; Fungi; Ascomycota; Eurotiomycetes; Eurotiales; Aspergillaceae. The record is from the annotation of a GenBank genome assembly.